Fusarium oxysporum Fo47 is the source of this 1956-nucleotide messenger RNA. RefSeq names its product flavin-containing monooxygenase. NCBI's taxonomy places the organism in Eukaryota, Fungi, Ascomycota, Sordariomycetes, Hypocreales, Nectriaceae. The coding region runs from base 1 to 1956 and encodes 651 amino acids. The record is from RefSeq and is a predicted model, not a curated record. The transcript has a single exon. Gene Ontology annotation, molecular function: N,N-dimethylaniline monooxygenase activity; flavin adenine dinucleotide binding; NADP binding.
AUGGCCAGAGAUGCCGUUGCCCACGAUACCCGGCUUGUCAACGCGAAACUCAACGGCAACAAGCCAGUCGAUGAUGACUUUAUUCGCAAGGCUAUCGACAAAUCUAAUCUAAAUGCCCUUCGACUUGCUUUGCUACAGGUCACAGGCGAUCCCCGACUGGCCAAGAUGAGCACUUGCCGUCGCGCCAUCCGUGGAGGCGCCAUGUUUUCUCACGUUCUAUCCGAUGAAGACGCACCACUUCUCAAAGAGAUUGCAUUCAACUAUCUAUCGCAGCGCAAAUCUGACGAUGCUGUUCCACCUCCCCCUUCAAAGGAAGAGACCAGAAAGCUAUUGGAUAUUUUUGGAGACGAAUCAAUCCAAGAUGUCGAGUUCAACUACAACUACGAGGAACUGGCCUUUGAAGAGUUUCCCAGGAACGCCAAGUGGAGCGACAAAAAGCCUUCGGCUGAGGCUAUCGCAGACUUUCAGAUUGUCGUCAUUGGGGCUGGUAUAAGCGGCCUCGCUGCCGCGGUUCAGUUCAAGAACCUUGGUCUCAACUUUGAGGUUCUCGAGCGUCAACAAGGCAUCGGCGGCACAUGGCUCUUGAACACAUACCCAGAUGCAAGGGUCGAUACUUCAAGCUAUCUCUUCCAGUUCAAGUUUCUCAAGAACUACCCGUGGUCAGAAUACUUUGCGAGAGCAGGAGAGACACGAGGAUACCUCGAGUACGUCGCGGAAAAGUACAAGGUCAAGGAUCACUUCCACUUCAAUCGUGAGGUUAUGAGGGCGGUCUGGGACGAAGACACAAGCAAGUGGGACCUCGCAGUUAGGCAUUCGAACGGCGAGGUUGAGAACAUCAAAUGCAAUGCUAUUGUUAGUGGUAGCGGUCUCUUUGCCACACCAAACCUGCCAGAUUUUCCUGGCCUGAAGGACUUCAAGGGACCAGUCUUUCACACGGCGAAGUGGGAUCAUAGCGUGGAUUAUCGCAACAAACGAGUGGCUCUUAUUGGCACUGGCUCAACUGGUACCCAACUUGCGUCCAGAGUCGCUUCCGAGGCCAAAGAGUUCACUGUGUUUCAGCGUACGCCAAACUGGAUCAUGCACAUGGACGGCUACGGUGCCAAGAUAGACGACGAGGUACGCUUCAUCUUCAACAAGAUGCCAUAUUACUGGAACUGGUUCUGUUAUUCCGCCCACGUCGCAUCUCAACAACUACAGUACAUGCAGACCCAUGAUCAAGAAUGGAGAGCCAAGGGAGGUAUCGUCAAUGAGAGAAAUGACCUUGCCCGCAAGAAUCUUACCGAGUACAUCAAGUCUAAGUCCGAGGGAAUACCGGGUCUGUUGGAGAAGAUUCUCCCUGAUUAUCCUCCAUUGGUCCGUCGGCUUGUGGUAGACAAUGGCUUUUACGAUAUGCUUCGUCGCGACAAUGUGAAACUUGUUGCUGAGGAUAUCGAUAAGUUUACAGAAAAUGGAAUAGUCUCUGCGAGUGGCGAAGAACACGAGUUUGAUGUGGUAAUCCUUGGAACCGGGUUCAAAGUAUCAGACUACUUCUGGCCUUGCAAGUAUAUCGGUCGAGAUGGAACCACUCUGGAGGAUCUUUGGAGUAAGGAUGGUCCUCGCUCAUAUCUUGGUCUCACAAUGCCCGGUUUCCCCAACUUCUUCUCCCUUUACGGUCCCAACCACCAACCGCGCUCAGGAGGGUUCUACUCGUGGGGAGAGAUCUGGUCUCGUUAUGUAGCCAGCUCCAUUGUUCAUCUGAUCGAGAACGGGAAGAAGUCGAUUGAGUGUCGCAAAGACGUCUUCGAUGACUAUAAUGCGAAGCUUGAUGAGAAGGCCAAGGAGCUCAUCUGGGAAAUGGAAGGGAGUGGAUAUUAUGUUAACCGCUUUGGCAGGCAGAGUGUGAAUGCUCCGUGGUUUACGUAUGAUUACCACAGUAUGGUAAUGAAGCCUAACUUUGACGAUUUUGAGUUCAGGUAG